Acanthosepion pharaonis is the source of this 858-nucleotide messenger RNA. NCBI's taxonomy places the organism in Eukaryota, Metazoa, Mollusca, Cephalopoda, Sepiida, Sepiidae. The record is from the annotation of a GenBank genome assembly.
AUGCCUACAAAAGAACAGUAUGAGAGAAAAGUGUAUGAGGCUAAUUAUCUCCCUUUAACCCUCUCUCUCUCUCUCUCUCUCUCUCUCUCUCUCUCUCUCUCUCUCUCUCUCUGUCCUCACCUGCUAUCUUCUUCCACCUUACCAGCUAUCCUCUUCAGCCUCACCUGCUAUCUUCUUCCGCCUCACCUGCUAUCUUCUUCUGCUUCACCUGCUGUCCUCUUCCGCCUCAUCUGCUAUCCUCUUCCGCCUCUCUUCAGCCUAUCCUCUUCAGCCUCACCUGCUAUCCACUGCCUCUGCAUCCACUUCUGCCUACCUCUUCUUCCGCCUCACCUGCUAUCCUCUUCCGCCUUUCCAGCUAUCCACUUUGGUCUUCCGCCUCUUCUGCUUUACCUGCUAUCCUCUUCCACCUGCUAUGCUCUUCAGCCUCACCUGCUAUCUUCUUCCACCUCAUCUGCUAUCUCUUCAGCCUCACCUGCUAUCUUCUUCCACCUGCUAUCUUCUUCUGCUUCACCUGCUGUCCUCUUGGCCUCAUCUGCUAUCUUCAGCCUUUCCAGCUAUUCUUUUCAGCCUGCUAUCCUCUUCUGUCUCACCUGCUAUCCUGCUUGCCUCAACUGCUAUUCCGCCUUUCCAGCUAUCCACUUUGGCCUCACCUGCUAUCUUCCUUUACCUUCCUCUUCUGCUUUACAUGCUAUCCUCUUCUGCCUCAACUCCUAUGCCUUCUCAUCUAUCCCUUCCACCUUACCAGCUAUCCUCUUCAGCCUCACCUGCUAUCUUCUUCCGCCUCACCUGCUAUCCUCUUCCGCCUCACCUGACACCUUCUUCCGCCUCACCUGCUAUCCUCUUCCGUCUCACCUAUGA